Messenger RNA from Sporisorium graminicola, 2055 nucleotides. RefSeq lists its product as uncharacterized. The transcript has a single exon. Lineage: Eukaryota; Fungi; Basidiomycota; Ustilaginomycetes; Ustilaginales; Ustilaginaceae. Bases 1 to 2055 code for a protein of 684 amino acids. Gene Ontology annotation, molecular function: guanyl-nucleotide exchange factor activity; protein binding. The record is from RefSeq and is a predicted model, not a curated record. Gene Ontology annotation, cellular component: cytoplasm.
AUGACAUCCAAAAACCCACUCGAGCUGCCCUUGCCGGUGGUGGUGGAUAACUUACUGCCUCUUCUCUCGAGCCGCGACUUGACUGUUCUGCGGUCCGUCUCGAAACAGGCCAAAGCUUUGGCCGAAGACGAGUUGCUCUGGAAACGCAAAGUGCUCGCCGACUUUACUUUUCCUGCACACGCCACUGCCCGGAUGGGUGGCUGGUUCAACCUGUACAGAGGGCUCAGCCGUCCCCAAGUCUACGUCUGGGGUAGCGCAGACAACGGCCGACUUGGCAUCGACUACGAAGAGCUUCUGGCUCGGUGGGGUUCAGGCCGACACCCCCAGGCAGGCAUCGCAUACCCCAUGAAGCUGCGCACCAUCAGUUCCUUGCAACGGCCCAACUCGCAGGCUAGGCGUCUUGGAACAGAACAAGACGAAGAACGACCUCUUGGUGCGGUUGUUGAGAUCGUAGCUGGAGGUUGGUCCUUCCAUGCGCGCACCUCGACGGGCAGGGUGUGGUACUGGGGCACCAUGGAUGGCGAAACGUAUGGGGGUCCGACAGCGUCGGUGCGCCAUCCGGGAAAGGUGCGCCGCACUCCUCACCUCUUGGAAGACCUUCCGCCUAUCCAGUCGCUCUCAGGGGGCAGGGGUCAUGCUGUGGCACUCACAUACAACAAUCGUAUUCUAGAAUGGAGAGCCUGGGGCACGAUCUGGGAGCUCGAAGGCUUUCCAGCGAGUGUCAUCGGCACUCCAACGCAAGCAAGCACCUCAGAUAGUAGCGACCCUGCUGUGCCUAGCACCAGCAACAUCAAGCAGCUGGAAGCUGGGUGGACGUUCUCGGCUAUUCUGACUCAUACGGGUCAAGUAUGGAUUUGGUAUUCGGACUGGAGCGCCGGUUCCUUCAAUCGAGCCUACUAUCGGGGAUAUCCACUCGAGGAAGCGAUGUACGCCGACCCACCUGGCAAUGACCAUCUGAAAAGGCUGCCCAUCAACGUUACCCCAAUACAAUUGCCUUCCAUCGUUUCCGGCCAGCAUCAUCAAAGCGAUCAAGAACAAAAUGACGCCACAAACAAGAUCACGCAAAUUGCGGCCGGAGAAGACUUCGUCAUUGCACUUACGGAGGCUGGAACAUUGUACAGGAUCGACUUGCACCUGCCCGCACUGCCCACAGCCGAGGACCAUCUCGUGAUUCGCCGGUUGCAGGAAAGCAUGGACGGCGCUGAUCAGAGCGGCAUUGGAGCCAAAAUUCACCAAGCGCUGAUGACGCGCUUUGUCCAGACGAGAGCACGGUGGGAGCGGCUCUCUGCGUUCGAGGAUCCCCAAUCUCUGCCUGGUUUCGAUACGGCGUGGCUCGAGAACAAGCGAGGUGUCAGAGGUUCAGUCGGUAAGAUCUCGCACAUCUCGGCGCACUUUCGACAAUUUGUUGCGUUUCACACGGUUGUUGCAUGUGAACGACAGGAAUCGGAACAGACCGCCGGAGAAGAGACGCAGACUCUGGUUUUACUAGGAUCCUCCACGUCGGCUGAGCCACAGCUGAUCCCAGAAUUGCAAGCUCGAGGAGUGAUCAAGGUAACCAUGGGCGACUAUCAUUACGGCGCAUUGACGCAGAAGGGCGAGAUUUUGACAUGGGGAGCGUGGAGCAGUGGUGCGUUAGGCAACUGGCCACCGCCUUGGCUGCGCACUGCUGACACAGCUGGAGCUGGAGUCGGAGGUGACGCCGCGCAGGAGGCGCACCAGGUGGGAGAGCAAGGUCAAGAAUACCAAGGCGACCGUGGAUGGUUCGGCAAUCUCGUCCCGCUUCCGAGCAUGUUCCGCGCACCGCAGAGAGGCGCGUUCCAGCCGAGAAUCGGGUUUGCGGGACGAGGACGAGUCGGCCGUGCAGGCGCUGCGCCGAGAUCGGCAGGUCCGAGUCAGGACAAUGUCGCCACGCCUACGCUGAUUCACAUCCAUCCGGAACCAGCCAAAGAGGGCGAAGAGGGGAGCUCCGGCACACCCUUCGCGUUCGACCUGGUCUUUGCUGGUUGGCAUUCGUCGGCGCUGGUCAUGGAUGCUCCAGCCUCCGCGAGCAGCUAG